Messenger RNA from Dioscorea cayenensis subsp. rotundata (Guinea yam), 1088 nucleotides. RefSeq lists its product as uncharacterized. The transcript has 3 exons. NCBI's taxonomy places the organism in Eukaryota, Viridiplantae, Streptophyta, Magnoliopsida, Dioscoreales, Dioscoreaceae. The record is from RefSeq and is a predicted model, not a curated record. Bases 194 to 907 code for a protein of 237 amino acids.
GAGAGAGAGAGAGAAUUGAUUCCCUGCACUAAUAGACUACGCCAGGCUAAGUCAUGGCCCAUGAGUAUCCCUCGUGAACCACUUCUCUCCAUCUUUGUCCUUAUCCUCUCCACUAUUACUUAAUAAAAACUUUUCAGUAAAAAAAGAGCAAGUUCUCCGUUGCAGUAGUGUAGAAGAGAGAGAGAAAGAGGUAAUGGAGGUUGGAGAUGGAGGUUCUUUUUUGAGGCAACUAAGUCAUGGAGGAGGAGGAGGAGGAGGAGGAGGAGGAGGAGGAUGGGAACACUCUUCAUCAUUAACAUCAUCAUACUACCUUAGUUCAUCUAAUGGCCAUGGAGGAUCUAAAAGGUGGGGAAGAGGAAAGAAAGCUAAGAGAAUGGAGGAAGGUGGUAGGGGAGGAAGUUUGGAAGGUGGUGGUGGAAUGAUGGCAGUAAAGAAAAGGGUGAUGGUGGUCAUAGAUCAGAGUUCAAGAGCUAAGCAUGCUAUGAUGUGGGCUCUAACUCAUGUGGCUAAUAAAGGAGAUUUGCUUACUCUUCUUCAUGUUGUUCCUAGUCAUUCUAAUGCUUCUUCUACUCAUAGAACUGAUGACAUUCCUCAACUUGCUAACUCUCUUGGUUCUCUAUGCAAGGCUUGCAAAUCUGAGGUGGAGGUGGAGGCACUGGUUAUACAAGGACCAAAGUUGGGAACAGUGCUGAGCCAAGUGAAGAAACUAGAGGCUUCUGUGCUGGUGUUGAGCCAGGGCAAGCCAUCACCUAUUUGCUGCUUGUUUAGGAGUAACAGUGAGGAGUUUGUGGAGCAAUGCAUCAACCAAGCUGAAUGUUUAACACUUGCAGUGAAGAAACAGAGCAAUGGUGUUGGUGGGUACCUUGUGAGCACUAGAUGGCAAAAGAACUUCUGGCUAUUGGCCUGAUUAACAACACCAUGAACAUGAAUUCUCUAACAAAUAGUAUAACUUGUUAUCUACUACUACUACUACUACUACUACUACUAUCUACUACUACUACUGUGUCUAUCUGUGCUGUUCUUCUUGUAAUUUGUAAACCAAAACCUUUUAAUCUCAUCUCUUCUGUCUACUUAACUGAUUUCCAGUA